CGUUACGUACACAUGGGGACACACCCGUCUACAGUCCACUAAGGAAAAUAGAAAAGAAUGAGACGUGUGAGCUGAGGGCUGAAGUUAUUCUCCACCAAUCUGGAACAGAGUUCCAUUACAGAGACACACUGCAGCAGACAUUACGGAUCCAUAACCAGCUUCAAGACUUCUAAAGGAUGAAGAACCUUAAACUUCUCAUCCUCUCUCUCUCCAUCUGCCUGUUGCUGGGCAACCUGGGGGUGAGUGGCUACAGUAAUGUCGAACCCUGCCAACGGUCCCGAUGCAAUAACUGCCAUGAAAAGUUCCUAUACCGGCAUGUGCGUCCAAAUACCCCGCUAACGACGGACCGCAACGCGUGGGAGAAGUAUCUACGUGAAAAGAAUGACUGCUCAAGACCCACGCAGUCCUUCCUCCAUCCCAAAGACCGGGAGAGGGUGGACGCGGUCUGCUCCAGCUCUGGGGGAAAGAGGUACCAGGGGAACCUGUGCAUCAGCCAAAGCCCGUUCACAUUUCUAACAGUGAGGAGUGAGACUGGGACCUGCGGUGUGUCCAGCGUGCGGGAAGAGACCAAGCAUUUGAUCCUGGCAUGUGAGGUGCUGGAGAACAGGUGUGUGCCGGUCCACUUCGAGGGGAACCGCGAGGGGAACAAGCCCGACAAUAACGCUGCAGGAUGUGGCAGCACGGAGAAAGGGAAGGGCUUAAGCUUCAAAGUAUCAGGAAUGUGGCUGGCAUCUUCAUUGAUACUCGUGCUUCUCUCACAACUCCUUUUCUGAAUGGGGGGGGGGAAGCUAGUCAAACAAUACAUCAAAAGGAAGUUUGUUUUAAAGUGUCUGUCCUACACUCUAAAAAGAAAAUGUUCCUGGAGUAUCCUUUAGGGGUUCUUCAAAUGUAAUGUGUGGGUGAACCGUUAUGAGUUCUUCAAAGAACCCCUUUUAAUGGAUCCUCAGAGAACCUUUUGAAGAACUUGUGGGGUACAUGUUUUGAACGACCCCUCUCCCCUAUUAUUAAUAAAGGUAAUACGCAAGAACAAUUACACAAUAUUUUAUUGUUCUCAGUGUUUAUUAUGAUUGUAGUGGCAAAAGCAGAAUAAUAAAAUCUAAAUAUGAGGUAAACUCCCAGCAGAGCCCCAAGUCCAGUGGAAGUCCAGUGGAAGUCCAGUGGAAGUCCAGUGGAAGUCCAGUGGAAGUAUAAUGGAAGUCCAGUGGAAGUCCAGUGGAAGUAUAAUGGAAGUCCAGUGGAAGUCCAGUGGAAGUAUAAUGGAAGUCCAGUGGAAGUCCAGUGGAAGUCCAGUUGAAGUAUAUCCUCUGGCGUGUUGAUGUUAUUGUGUUGAUGUUCUCCGUAUCCAUAGCCAGAAUGAGGCGUAUUUCUGUCUGUAAUAAUGCCCUUUUGUGGGGAAAACUCAUUCUGAUUGGCUGGGCCUGACUCCCCAGUAGGAGGGCCCAUGCUCUCCCUGGCCCACCCAUGUGUACUCCCCUGCCCAGUCAUGUGAAAUCCAUAGAUUAGGGCCUAAUUGAUUUAUUUAAAUGGACUGAUUUCCUUAAUUAACUGUAACUCAGCAAAAUCUUUGAAAUCGUUGCAUGUUGCGUUUAUAUUUUUGUUCCGUAUACUUCCAUAUAUACUUCCAUUCAUUGGUGAGUAGCCCAAACUGUUCUGAAGCUACAGACAGAAGUUGGCAGAUCGGUGAUACUGACUUGCGGGGGUCGUAGAAAACUGAGAACACCAUCAUGUUGGUGAGAGUCUCAUCUUUCCAUAGAUGGGUCGUAUUAGUUUGUUGGCCAAACCGUUCGGACGCUACAGACGUUUUGUGAGAAGAACGAUUUCCGCCAUGUCUCAUGGUCUGACAAACAGUAGUUUGGUCACCUUCCACCACAGAUGCGGAAGGACGCCGUUGGGAGGACGCCGUUGGCGGAUGAGGUGACUUGAGACGCAGCCCAUCCAAAUGGCUACAUAUCUCGAGCUUAAAGCUACAAUAUGUCACUUUUUGGGCAACCCAACCAAAUUCACAUAAAAUACGAGUUAUAGAUCUUAUAUAGAUCAAUCUAUAUAGAUCUCUAUAGAUCAAGUCUAAGAAGCGGUAGAUCUGUUCUAUGUGUGUCACGGUCUGACCAUCGUUCGUAUGUGUUUUCCUUGUUUUAGUGUUGGUCAGGACGUGAGCUGGGUGGGUAUUCUAUGUUGUGUGUCUG
This is a messenger RNA of Oncorhynchus gorbuscha (pink salmon), 2183 nucleotides long. Its product is annotated as angiogenin-like. Lineage: Eukaryota; Metazoa; Chordata; Actinopteri; Salmoniformes; Salmonidae. The record is from RefSeq and is a predicted model, not a curated record. The coding region runs from base 177 to 773 and encodes 198 amino acids. The transcript is spliced from 2 exons.